CACACACAUACACAACAGACCAAGCAAGGACACAGGGUUUGGUGGCACCUAUUGAAGGUAAACCUAACACUCUGAUUUUUCCAGUGAAACACAGUUUGUUUGGGCAUCUAUUGGGGUUGAAGGGAAAAGGAGGUUGAAGCUGAGUUGCAGCAUUAACAAUGGCAUCUGGUGACACUCCAUUUGAGUUAUCCAAAACAGAAUUUGAAAUGGUGAAACACAUUGUGAACAUUCAAGUCCUAGAAGACCUAUGUUUUUCCGCAUGUAGCAUCUACAAGGUUCCUCACAGUCUUCGCAAGGUGAACGAGGAAGCCUACACUCCUCAAUUGAUCUCCAUAGGUCCCAUUCACCUUCACAGCCUGCAACUGAUCCCAAUGCAGGAGCAAAAAAAGAGGUACUUCCACUUCUUCUGGGAUCGCGUAUCGAACGAGCACGCGAUGAAGAGCUACAAGCUCUACCUGGAAAGCAAAGAACAAGAAAUUAGGCAAUGUUAUGCAGAGAAAUUCCAUGACAUCAACAAGGAGAAGUUUGUGGACAUGAUACUUUUGGAUUCUGUUUUCAUCAUGGAGCUCUUGCUGAGGAACAGUUCAUGGAAAUUAUCGGAUUCGUCAAAACACGAGCAUGAUUACGUGCAGACAAAGUCUUUUAGGUCGAAGCACAGCGAGGAUUUCAUCUUGACACAGACAUGGCUGAGCAAGAGCAUUGCAAGGGAUUUGAUUUUGCUGGAAAAUCAGUUACCUUUCUUUGUUCUGAAGAAGCUAUAUGAUUCUGUUGUCCCUGAUGACAGCAAAAAAACAGAACACUCUUGCUUUGUUGAUCUUGCUCUUGAGUAUUUCGCAUUUUAUGACACUCAAAGAUCUUCCUCUGAUGAAACAAAGCUGGUUAUGGACAAGAACAAGUCCAAGAAACAUUACUUCAGUGGCUCAAUUGGAGGUGGUAGUUCGAAGAAAAACCCGAAUUCGGACAAUUCAAUGAAGAAUGGUAAAGAUAGGAUUAAAUGCCCCAAAAAUUUCACUGAUUUGAUAAGGUACUUUUACCUUCCCAGCACAGAUUUAGGCAGAAGUGGUCGAUCUCAUAAUGUGCUAAAAACUGCAACAAAGUUGCAGGAAUCUGGUGUGAGCUUUGAGAAAGAUUUGAAGAGAAGAUUACUCGAAAUAAGCUUCGAGAAGAAGCGAUUUCUGAGCUCUUUCCUCUGCUUGGGUUGCUUCACUUGCACAAACUUGAUGAACCAUGUCAAAGCGCGAUUCGUGAUCCCUCAAUUGAAGGUUGAUCACACAACUGAAUGUGUUUUCAGGAACCUCAUUGCUCUUGAGCAGUGUCAUUAUCCGGAUCAGCCAUAUAUUUGUAACUAUGUUUCUCUGGUUGAUUCUCUGAUACACACUCAGGUUGAUGUGGAGUUGCUGGUUGAGAAGGAGGUUAUUGUGCAUGAAUUAGGGAGUGAUAAGGAAGUGGCCACUCUAGUUAAUGCUCUUUGCAAACACGUCGUGGCGAACACGACAUGUUACUCUGAGAUAAUCAAUGAGCUCAAUCUGCAUUACCAGAACAUUUGGAACCGUACCGUUGCGGCAUUGUGGUUAGUUUACUUCAGGGAUCCCUGGAGAGCUAGCUCCACUCUGGUGGGGGUUGCUGUGCUGGUUUUUACUGUGUUCAACUUCCUCCGUGUUGUCCGUUUUGUGUUCUAGCAAGUUUAUUCUGCAAUUCAGAGUUUGGAUUGGGAUUAUCAUCAAGACUUGAACAUGCUUCAUCAUAUUAUAUAUGUGUGUCUUAGUUAUAUUAUGAAUGAAUAGUGUGUUAAUGAACGUAGUAAUCUCAUCUGUAAAAUGCAUUGAAUCAUGAGUUGUAAUGAUGCUACUAGUAGUUUAGUACUGAACUUGAAAGUAUCAUCUGUGAUAUGAAGAUGCUGAAGAGAUUUUCUGUUAA
Molecule: messenger RNA, 1917 nt
Organism: Lotus japonicus
Lineage: Eukaryota; Viridiplantae; Streptophyta; Magnoliopsida; Fabales; Fabaceae
Product: UPF0481 protein At3g47200-like
Exons: 3
Coding region: 159-1679 (506 amino acids)
Source: RefSeq, a predicted model, not a curated record